UCUGACUCGCCCCUGUUGGACCGUUGGAGAGAGAUGGUGAUUUAACUUCCUCAGUUUCAGCCUUGAAGUUUUCCUAAUUUAUUCCUAUUCGUGUAGUUACAUUUACUAACUAACAUUACACGGUGGGGACUAAGCUGUCAAAGCACUUGGCUGCCGGACAGAGUUUGUAGCUGCCUGUCGCACUAACUUUAACCGCUGCUAUCUUUGCUAGCUGCGGGGCUAAUGUCCCACAAGGACAACAUGAGCUAGGUGGAUCUGCUCGCUAACACGGCGAGGAAACCACCUGAAGACACAAGAGGAGCCGAACACCUGUUGCUGUGGCCGGUUUUUCCACUCACAGUUAGCAUGUCGAAUCAGAACCAGCCGGCUUUUCCGACCCAGCAGCAGCCCAACCUGAACUCUGCCCAUUUAUCACAGCUUUUCGUCAAGCCCUUCAACAGUGCCCUAAAAAUCAAAAGGAGCGUAAUAACAGACGACUACAGUGUCACAAGUCAGGUGCUCGGCAUGGGGAUAAACGGCAGAGUGCUGGAAAUAUUCCACAGAGAAACUGGACAAAAGUAUGCCCUGAAGGUAAACAUGUUGAUUAUAGUGGACUGGGAACGUGCGAGCAGCUGCAUAAUGUCACCAGAUGUGAAAACAGACACAAGUCUGCUGUGUAACUGUGAGAUGCUGCAGGACUCUCCAGAGGCCAGGCGGGAGGUGGAGCUCCACUGGAGGGUGUCGCCUUGUCCUCACGUUGUGUCCAUCAUAGAUGUUUAUGAGAAUCUGUACCAGGGCAGGAAGUGCCUCCUCAUCGUGAUGGAGUGCAUGGAUGGAGGCGAAUUAUUCAGUCAUAUCCAAGACAGAGGAAAUCAUGCAUUUACAGAAAGAGAGGCAUCAGACAUCAUGAAAAGUAUAGGAGAAGCCAUUCAUUUCCUGCAUUCCAUCAACAUUGCUCACAGAGACAUCAAGCCAGAGAACCUACUGUACACCUCCAAAAGGCCAGAUGCUCUCCUCAAGCUGACAGAUUUUGGUUUUGCCAAAGAAAUCACUACUUUAAACUCUUUGGCAACGCCAUGUUUUACCCCCUACUAUGUUGCUCCAGAAGUUCUCGGUCCAGAAAAGUAUGACAGAUCCUGUGACAUGUGGUCUCUGGGUGUCAUUAUGUAUAUUCUACUUUGUGGAUAUCCUCCUUUCUUCUCUCAUCGUGGUCUGGCAAUAUCUCCAGGAAUGAAAAGGCGGAUCUGUAAAGGGCAAUAUGAGUUUCCUAAUCCAGAGUGGUCUGAUGUGUCUGAAGAAGCCAAACAGCUGAUCUGCCACCUGUUGAAAACCGAGCCGACCCAGAGAAUGAGCAUCAAUGAGUUUGUAAACCAUCCAUGGAUCAAUCAGUCAGUGGAGGUUCCACAAACACCUCUUCACACCAGCCGUGUGCUGCACGAGGAACAAGAAGUCUGGGAGAAGGUGAAGGAGGAAAUGACAAAUGCCCUGCAAACGAUGAGAGUGGACUAUGAUCAGAUUAAAAUCAAAACUAUUGAAGACUCAACUAAUCCUCUACUCUUGAAGAGAAGAAAGAAAACUAAAAACACAGCCACGCAGAAUCCUGGCUAGCCAAUACAGACGAAAGACAUAAUUUGGUUUUUACAAAAUAAAGAUACAUUUAGACACACACAACCACGUCCAUACAAUUUUGCAGGAAAAAAACUUAUAAGAACUUUGGAGGAAGCAGACUUUGUCAAGUGGUUUUAACAUGUUGGUUGCAGUUUUCUUUUUGUAAAUUACAGAUCCCUUUCUUUUGAAAAAUUUUAAACAUAAAAUUCCCCAAGGCACUGUGGUAAAUGUGUCUCAGAAUUUUGACCUACUUUGCGUUUAAAUUUUUCUGAAGCUUGUUGACUGUCAUUACAGAGAGCAAACAUCUGCUCUAUGUUCUCUAUACUAGGACAGUUUCCAUUAUGUACAUAGUCAGUGAGUCAUUUCACUGCGCUUUGUUGUCUGCUUUGGAUUGUUUUCAGAUGCUUGAGGAUGUUGUUGAGAAAGUUUUGUAGCAUCACUCAUAAUUUUCAAUGGAACGACCAUAACAGACACCAUAACUUUUGUUGUAUACUUUGACCGAUUGUCAGAAGAGCUUCUCCUUGCCACAAAACUGGAGUUUUCUUGCUACAUCAUGGUAGUUAAAAUGCAUUAAGCAAUUGUAGCAGCUUUGCCUCUGAGACGAGUGAAAAUUGCAUUAGAAUGACAAACUUAUGCUGCUAAUUGAACUCUUCAAGUUUCAUUUGGAUUUGUUUUCUUUAAUGCAGAAACUGUCUGUUGUUUACUUUGAAUUAUAAGUCUUGAUUUUC
Molecule: messenger RNA, 2315 nt
Organism: Acanthochromis polyacanthus (spiny chromis)
Lineage: Eukaryota; Metazoa; Chordata; Actinopteri; Pomacentridae
Product: MAP kinase-activated protein kinase 2-like
Exons: 10
Coding region: 346-1587 (413 amino acids)
Biological process (GO): toll-like receptor signaling pathway; peptidyl-serine phosphorylation; intracellular signal transduction
Cellular component (GO): cytoplasm; nucleus
Molecular function (GO): ATP binding; calcium/calmodulin-dependent protein kinase activity; calcium-dependent protein serine/threonine kinase activity
Source: RefSeq, a predicted model, not a curated record